Molecule: messenger RNA, 1371 nt
Organism: Scomber scombrus (Atlantic mackerel)
Lineage: Eukaryota; Metazoa; Chordata; Actinopteri; Scombriformes; Scombridae
Product: N-acylethanolamine-hydrolyzing acid amidase-like
Exons: 11
Coding region: 75-1130 (351 amino acids)
Biological process (GO): fatty acid metabolic process
Cellular component (GO): lysosome
Molecular function (GO): fatty acid amide hydrolase activity
Source: RefSeq, a predicted model, not a curated record
GAUAACACGGCAUGAACGCGUUAUAAGAGUUCGCAGCUGGAGAAGCUCCGCCGUCUCCAGUGUCCGGAUCGGUCAUGAUGCAGCGGGCUGCGGUGCUGCUGCUCGGCCUGGUGUUGUCCUGCAGGGCAAACCUCGCGCCACCCACAGUCAACAUCAGCCUGGAUGCACAUCCAGAGGAACGAUGGAUGCCUCUACUCAAAGUCUUUGACAUAGACUUCCUCAAGAAGGCUGCUGCAGAGGUCAUUGACUCCACAAUUCCAAAAUGGGUACAUCAGGCUGUUACACCUAUUGUGGUGUCUUUGGAAAAGUACGUUCCUCAGCCUUACGCAGGGGAGAUUCGUGGCUUGGCCUCACACUUUGGCGGAAGCCUUUCGGAUGUCAUCCUCCUCAACUUUGCCUAUGAAGUAUCUGCAUUUUGCACUAGCAUCGUAGCUCAGGACAAAAAUGGCCAUGUGUACCACGGCAGGAAUCUUGAUUAUCCACAUGAGGUUCUGAGGAAUCUGACUAUCGACAUAAAUUUCCUCAAGAAUGGAGAGGUGGCGUACCGUGGAACUUCUUUUGCUGGCUAUGUUAGUUUGUGGACAGGGCAGAGUCCAAACAAGUUUACUGUCUCUGGCGACCAGCGAGGCAGUGAACACUUGUGGAACUUUUGGAAGAAUUUGGUAUCUGCUUUCCUGUUGCGAAGAUCUCCAGUCAGCUGGCUGGUUAGGGAGACGCUGGAGGUGGCUGAGAACUUUCAGGAUGCAGUGAUGAGUCUUUCCAAAAUCCCGAUCAUCACAGGGGUGUAUUACAUUGUGGGAGGGGUGCGAGCGGGGGAAGGGGCCGUUAUCACCAGAGACCGAGGGGGCCCUGCUGAUAUCUGGCCAUUGGAGCCUCUGAAUGGAGGAUGGUUCAGAGUAGAGACGAACUUUGACCACUGGCUUCCUCCCCCAGCCAGGGACCAUCGGAGAGAGGCAGCAAACAAAGCCUUAAAUGCUACUGGCCAGGAUCAUAUCAACAUGGAUACACUUUUUCAGGUUUUGUCGCUGUUUCCAGUGUGUAAUGGAAUUACGAUUUACACAACAACAAUGAGUGCAGCAGCCCCUGAUAAGUAUAAUACACUUGUCUGGCAACAGGGCUGCCAUGACUGACUGAACUGACAUCAAGCAGAUAGCAGUUUCUUGCUGGACUUCUCAAACAUGGUUAUAUGCUGAUUCGUGAUCAUUUUUGAGAUAGUAUAGUCAAUGAGACUAAAAGGGAAUUAGCCUCAAGUAUUUUACACUGAUAAUGCUUUGCUGCCUCUUAUGAAAAAUAAAUUAGUUUUGAUGAUUUUUUAACUUUAUGUACCUGCAAAUUAUUUUUUCAACUUUAAUAAAAAAUGAAUAAAAACAA